CUGACUGCAGGCCUCUCGGCCCGUCCGUUCCCAGGCGCCGGGAUGGCGGUCCUGAGGAUCACUGGGGCCCCAGAGACCGCAGCUCUCAUGAUGUCCUUGGUGGUGCUGAGCUCCCCUUUGGUUCAGAGCAGAGACACCCCAGAGCUUUACCUCUACCAGAGGCGGAGUACUUGCUACGAGUCCAACGGGACGCACCGCUUCCUGGAGCAAUAUAUCUACAACAGAGAGCUGUACGUCCAGUUCGACAGCAACAGUGCCGCGGGGGUGUUUGUGGCGGUGUCCGAGCUGGGCCUCCUAACUGCCAAGAACUGGAACAUCCAGAAGGAGUUCCUGGCUCUGAGACGGAGCGCGGUGGACACGGUGUGCAAGCACAACUUCGAGCUGGACGAGGGGUUCACGCUGCAGCGCAGAGUCCAGCCUCACGUGACCGUCUCCCCCUCCAAAAAGGGGCACCUGCGACACCACAACCUGCUUGUUUGCCACGUGUCGGAUUUCUAUCCCGGCCACAUUCAAGUCCGCUGGUUCCUGAAUGGACAGGAGGAGACAGCUGGGAUUUUAUCCACGAACCCGAUCCAUAAUGGAGACUGGACUUUCCAGAUCCUGGUGAUGCUGGAAAUGACCCCCCAACAGGGAGAUGUCUACACCUGUCAGGUGGAACACCCCAGCCUGGACGGCCCUGUCACCGUGGAGUGGAAGGCACAGUCUGAUUCUGCCCGGAGCAAGAUGCUGGCUGGAGUGGGAGGCUUCGUGCUAGGGCUCAUGGCCAUCGGAGUGAGCUUCAUUCUCCGUUUUAGAAGCCAGCGAGGACUCAUGAACUGAUCUCAAAUACCACACACAGACUUGGAACAAGCAGUCCUGAUACUCCUGGUGUCCAGCAACCUCCCACUUUUCAAAAAGGAUAUUACGGCUAAGUUGUGCCACCUGACGCCCAGUUUCUGAGUGUCUGCAUUUUAAUUCAAUGUACUUACUCUUUCUCAAGUUUUUCUAGUCAAUUGAGGGACAUUUCCUGAGGAACAUAAAUCAUCUGAAUCUGGUAUUGUUUUUCUUUCUUUUUGAGAAGAAGGAGAUGGUCAUGUUUAUGGUUGAAGGGUCUGGUGAUCACUGGACAGGUCAUUGUUGUCUUACCCGGGCGUGGAGAAAUAAACUUCUUGAUGGUGAUCAA
Suricata suricatta (meerkat) is the source of this 1162-nucleotide messenger RNA. Its product is annotated as HLA class II histocompatibility antigen, DP beta 1 chain-like. The coding region runs from base 43 to 819 and encodes 258 amino acids. Gene Ontology annotation, biological process: immunoglobulin production involved in immunoglobulin-mediated immune response; peptide antigen assembly with MHC class II protein complex; antigen processing and presentation of exogenous peptide antigen via MHC class II. Lineage: Eukaryota; Metazoa; Chordata; Mammalia; Carnivora; Herpestidae. The transcript has 5 exons. The record is from RefSeq and is a predicted model, not a curated record. Gene Ontology annotation, molecular function: MHC class II protein complex binding. Gene Ontology annotation, cellular component: MHC class II protein complex; membrane.